This is a messenger RNA of Fusarium coffeatum, 9822 nucleotides long. RefSeq lists its product as uncharacterized. NCBI's taxonomy places the organism in Eukaryota, Fungi, Ascomycota, Sordariomycetes, Hypocreales, Nectriaceae. The transcript is spliced from 3 exons. The record is from RefSeq and is a predicted model, not a curated record. Bases 1 to 9822 code for a protein of 3273 amino acids.
AUGCCCAUCAACGGCACCGGCCGCAAUGCCAACAGGCGCCUUCCAUCAUGGCUCACCUCAUCUCCUUUACCAUCUUCGGAUUCGCAGAAAGAGCGUCGCCGACCAAACGAUGACCUAAUUAGCGAUCCUGCCUCCGACACCCUCAUCGACUUCAAUUCGAACCAAGGCUUCUACGAAGCGGCGAAGAAGCCCAAGAAGGCCAAGGCUCCUGCCGCUCCUCCACCACCACCGCCGCCCCCUGCUGCACCCCCAGCAGAUGAUGGGCAGAAGGACGAUAACACUGGAGGCGAUGGAGGAGCAAGCGGAGGCAGUGCUGCGGGCGGCGCUGGUGAUGGCAAUGGCAAUGGCGGAGGAGGCGCACCACAGAAACCACCCACGACUUUCGACAAUAUUAGCCUUGGGGGAAGCAAGCUAGAUCUUGGCCUCAGUCCUCCCGAGGGUAAGAGCAUAUCUAGCUGGGGUGCGAAACUCGGGUUUGGAGGUGGUGGAUGGGGCUGGGGAGGAGGGGCGAAGAACGAGCCAGCACCAGCACCAGCACCGCCGCCACCGCCAGAACCAAAGGACGAAGAAAAUCCUUGGGACAAGCCGAAAGACCAGCCAGGUGGUUUAGGGAUGAAAGAUGACGACGAUGCUUGGGGAUUCGGAACCAAGAAGGACAAGAAACAAUCGACACUUUGGGGAGCCGAGCCCGACGAGGGACCAAAAGAUGGCGACGACCCUUGGGGUUGGGGCGGCCAGAAGAAAAAGGGGAAACCAGGUGGCAUCUUGGAAGAACUUGCCCUUGACCCCGAACCUGCGCCUCCACCCGGCAGCAAGAAGGAUAUAUGGGAUACUUGGGGUAUAUCCAAGAAGGAUCGGGCCAAGAAGAAAGGGAUCAUGGAGGAAGUCGCUUUGGCAGCUGCACCCGAUCCCCCAUCAAUGGAUGAUCAAUGGGGUGGCUGGUCUGGCAAGAAGGACAAUCCGCCACAGAGUUCCCUUUGGGGCGCACAAGACCCGAUACCGGCAGCUCCUGACCCUCCUUCAUUCGAAGACAAGGACGGCGAUGACUUUUGGAGUACUUUCGGCUCAGGGAAGCCAAAGCCCGCCGAGGAGAACCCACCGGGAUGGGGUUCGUGGGGAGUUGAGCCGCCUAAGAUAGAAGACGACGGUUGGGAUCUGUGGGGAACAGGUAAGAAAAAGAAGAAAGCUGGCGACUUGAUUCAAUUAGAAGAUGAGAUUCCUCCUCCAGCCCCGGAUCCCGUCGAGGCUGUUGGCACCGACGACUUCCUCGAUUCUUGGGGUUUUGACAAAAAACCUAAGAAACCGGCCGCCGAUCCGUUCGAUUUUAAAACUUCCGGCGCCCAUGAUCCUAACGAUGCUUUUUGGGGUUCAAUAGACAACCAGAGGCCUAGCGCAAACGACUUUCUCAUCGACACUACCGACCCGGAGCAAGCUGCCAGAGAAGCCGAGGAGCAAGCUGCUCGUGAAGCGGAGGACGCCGAGGCCGCACGCGAAGAUGAAGAGAUUGCGAGCCUUAUGGAUAAGAGGGCGAAAAGAGGAGGAAGACUUCUUAAGUCGGAUCGUGAGCGACUUACUUUACUUGAAGGCAAUGCUGCCAGGAGAGCUGAAGUCAGAGCAGCCCGCGAAGCUGAAGCGGCAGCGGCAGCCGAGGCCGCGCAAGCAGCAGCAGAUGCUCAAGCAGCGGCUGAUGCCGAAGCAGCCGCUCUGCAAGCUGCAGCAGACGCCGAGGCAGCCAAAGAGAACGAAGAGAUCGAGCAACUCUUGGCAAAAAAGCAGAAACGAGGUGGAAAGCUGCUUAGAAAAGACCAAGAGCGCCUUACUGUUCUUGAAGGAAAUGCUUCUCGAAGAGCUGAAGCUCAAGCCGCUCGUGAGGCUGAAGCUGCUGCUGCCGCCGCUGAAGUUGACAUAAUUGAAGAAAUUCCUCUUGAUGAGCCACCUCCAGAAGCUCCAGAGGAAGACGCUGCGGCUCAAGCAGCUGCGGAGGCUGAAGCAGCAUUCGCCGCUGAAGUUGCGCAGGAAGAGGCGGAGAUGGAGAGUCUGAAAUCAAAGAAGGCCAAGAAAGGCAAGCUACUGAAGAAGGAGCAAGAACGACUCAACAUUCUCAUCGAUAACGCGACAAAGAGAGCGGAGGACGCAAUAGCUAAAGAGGCAGACGAGCAAGCAGCCAAGGACGCCGCUGAUGCUGCUGCCGCCGCUGCCGCAGAAGCUGCCGAGGCAGAAGCUGCAGCCCAAGCCGCCGCCGAAGCCGAGGCCGCAGCUCAAGCUGCAGCAGACGCUGAGGCUGAAGAAGCAGCCAAGGAAGAGGAGGAAAUGGCUGCUUUGAAAGCCAAGAAGGCCAAAAAGGUAAAGCUUACCAAGGCUGAAACUACUCGCCUGAUGACCUUGGUCGGAAAUUCAGUCAAACGAGCUCAGGUAAAAACUGCCAAAGAGGCUGAGGAAGCUGCUGCCGCGCAAGCAGCUAAGGAAGCCGAAGAGUCUGCAGCUCGUGAAGUCGAGGAGAAAGCUGCCCGUGAAGCUGAAGACGCAGCUGCCCGUGAGGCAGAGGCGGCGCUUGCUGCUGAGGAAGAUAAGGAGCUUGCUGCCUUGGAUGCUUUGAAAAAGAAGCGAGGCGGCAACCUUAUCAAGAAGAAGGACGUAGAACGCUACAACGUCCUUACCUUGAGAGCCAAAGAACGAGCAGCCAAAAAAGCCGAAGCCGCCCCGACAGAAGCAACUCCCGAACUUCCAGAUGAACCAACUGAAUCGGUCCCUGAGCCAGUCCCAGAAGCUCCACCAGCGGACGCCGAUCCAGAACUCGUCGUACCAGAGCCAGUGCCAGGACCCGAUGCCGCCAUUAUCGCAGAGGAAGAGGCGGAGCUAGCUAGUCUGGAGGCAAAGAAGGCGAAAAAGGGCAAGCUUGGCAAGAAGGAUACAGAUCGUUAUAACCUUCUUAACGAAAACGCUGCCCAGCGACAGGCUGCUAAAGAAGCAGAAGAGACAGCUGCGCGGGAUGCUGCUGAAGCUGCUGCAGCGGAAGAGGCGGCAGCAGCAGAAACUGCUGGAGCUGAUGCCGUAACAGCAAGCGAAGCUGAAGCCAUCCUUAUUGCAGACGAAGAGGCAGAGCUAGCGAUGCUUACCGCGAAGAAAGCCAAGAAAGGGAAGCUUGUAAAGAAGGAUCUGGAACGGUUUGAUAUCCUAACAGAGAACGCUGCGCAACGACAAGCUUCUAAAGACGCUGAGGAGGCUGCCGCUGCCGCCGCCGCCGAAGCUGAGGCACAGGCCGAGAAGGAUGCGGAAGAAGCUGCUGCAGCAGAGGCUGCCGAAGCCGAGGCUACCGCAGCCCGUGAAGCUGAGGCUGCUGCUAUUGCUGAGGAGGAAGCUGAAUUGAGUGCACUGGCGGCUAAGAAAGCCAAGAAGGGCAAACUUAUCAAGAAGGAUGCUGAACGCUUUGCAAUCUUAACCGAGAAUGCAGAUAGAAGAGCCCAGGAAGCAGCGAUGGCUGUUGAACAGCCUGACGACCCAGCGCCACCAGCCGAAGUGGACGUUGAGGAGCCUGCCCCAGAACCACCAGUUGAGGAGGAACUUGUUGAAAUUGACGACCCUGAUGCAAAUGCAGCCAACGAAGCGGAAGCUGCUGCUAUUGCUGAAGAGGAAGCCGAAAUGGCUGCUUUGGUUGCUAAGAAGGAGAGGAAAGGCAAGCUCGGAAAGAAGGAUACUGAUCGCUUUAAUCUUCUUACUGCCAACGCAGCCAGCCGCGCAGACAAAGCAGCCGAGGAGGAAGCAGCAGCAGCCGCCGCCGCCGCUGCUGCUGAAGAAGAAGCUGCUGCUGCCGAGGCCGCCGCUAUAGAAGAGGCCGCCGCUCGAGAGGCUGCAGAAGCUGCAGAAGCAGAGGCUGCAGUUAUUGCCGAAGAGGAAGCCGAGUUAGCUGCUUUAACCGCCAAAAAGAACAAGAAAGGCAAGCUUGGCAAGAAGGAUAAUGAUAGAUUCGCGAUCCUUACCGAGAACGCAACCCAAAGGGCAGAGAAAGCUGCUGCAGCUGCUGCAGCAGAAGUCGAACCUGAACCCGAGCCUGAGCCUGAACCCGAACCCGAACCCGAACCUGAGGAGGUCCCCCCUGAAGUCGAAGAUCCCCCCAUUGAUGACUUCGAUGAUGCCGCUGCUUCUGAAGCUGGCGAUGAAGAAGCUGCCAUUGCUGCUGAGGCCGCCGCCAUUGCUGCUACUAUCGCUGCUGAAGAGGAAGAAGAGCUAGAAGCUUUGAUUGCAAAGAAAACCAAGAAGGGCAAGCUAGGCAAAAAGGACAGUGAUCGACUUGCUGUCCUUACUGAAAAUGCUGCCCAAAGAGCUGAAAAGGCUGCUCAAGAAGAAGCUGCUGCCUUGGCCGAGCCCGAAAUUGUUGACGACGCCCUGGUAGACAUCGAAGAUCCAACGCCCGAAGACGCCCCAGAAGAACCACCAGAGGAGGAAGUCGCUCCUGAAGAAGAAGAUGCUGCCGCCGCUGAGGCUGCCGCAUUGAUCGCUGCCGAAGAACAGGAGUUAGCCGACUUAGACGCAAAGAAGGCCAGAAAAGGCAAACUUGGCAGAAAGGAUACCGACCGAUAUAAUAUCCUAACUGAGAAUGCUGUCAAACGGGCCGAGGAACGGGCCGCCAGAGAAUCCGAAGAGGCUGCUGCUGCAGAGGCUGCUGCCGUUGCCGAAGCUGAAGAGAUAGCUGCAAGGGAAGCUGCCGAAGCUGAAGCGGCUGCAAUAGCUGAGGAAGCUGAAAAGGAAGCUGCUGACGCUGAAGCUCAAGCGGCAAUUGCCCAGGAAGAAGAAGAGCUAGCAGCACUUGAAGCUAAAAGGGAGCGGAAGGGCAAAUUGGGACGUAAGGAUACCGAUCGACUCAACGCUUUAAUGGACAACAAGGCUGCUAGAGACGCCCGGGCUGAAGAGGAACAAGCUGCUAAAGAAGCCGAAGACCAAGCUGCUCAAGAAGCUGAAGAUGCCGCUGCAGCGGAGGCUGCCGCCGCCGCAGAGGCUGAAGAGACUGCUGCAAAGGAAGCUGCUGAAGCUGAGGCUGCCGCUAUUGCUGCUGAAGAAGACGCCGAGUUGGCUGCUCUAACUGCUAAGAAGACAAGGAAAGGCAAAUUGGGACGCAAGGAUACAGAACGAUUCGACCAACUGACAUUAAACGCCACACGACGAGCGGAAGAACAAGCUGCUCGUGAGGCAGAGGCUGCUGCCGAAGAGAUCCCUGUCGAAGACGAGCCUGCCCCAGAAGAGCCCGAAGAACCAGUUCCAGAUGCCAUAGAACCUGUCGAGGCACCAGUCGAAGAACCUCCUGAAGCGCAAGCACCUGAUCUUGACGAUGAAGCCGCUGCUGAGGCUGCUGCUAUAGCUGCCGAAGAAGAGGCUGAACUUGCAUCUCUUGAAGCAAAGAAAGCGCGCAAAGGAAGGCUAGGCAAUAAGGACACCCAACGAUUCAACUUCUUAACCGAGAAUAUCACAAGGCGCGCUGAAGAGCAAGCUGCCAAAGAAGCUGCUGCAGCCGAAGCCGUGGUUGAUGAGGUCGAAGCUGAGGAUAUACCAGAGGACGUUCCUGAAGAUGAUGAGGCUGCUGUACAGGCGGCCGCUGACGCUGAAGCUGAAGCCGCGGCCGCCGCAAUCGCCGCAGAAGAAGAAGCUGAGCUGUCUGCACUUGUUGCUAAGAAGGCUAGGAAGGGCAAGCUUGGUAGAAAGGAUACCGAGCGGUUCGAUAUUCUAACUGAGAAUGCGGCCAGGCGUGCGGAUGAGCAGGCUGCUAAGGAUGCUCAGGCGGCUGAAGCUGAAGCUGAGGUCGAAGAGCCAGUUCCCGAGCCCAUUGAGGACGCUGCUGAACCCGAGCCUGACGAGGAGCCCGAAGACGAGGACGCUGCUGCGAAGGAGGCCGCCGAGGCAGAGGCCCAGGCUGUCGCUGCAGAAGAAGAAGCAGAGCUCGCUGCCCUGAACAAGAAAAAGGCAAAGAAGGGCAGGCUAGGCCGUUCAGAUACCGAACGUUUCAAAGUUCUUACAGACAAUGCUGCAAAGCGUGCCGAGGCGCAGGCAGCCAAGGAAGCUGAAGAGGCUGCAGAGGAAGCCGCAGAAGAAGCCGAAGAGGAAGCUCAGCCAGCUGAAGAGGAGGAAGAAGAUGAUUUUGUCGAUGCCGAAGAUGGCGAGGAUGACUUAAUUGAGGAGCCUGAACCUGAAGCUGAGGAAGCUGCUGUACCUGAGGAAGAAGGUGCCGCCGCCGCUGCCGCCGCCGAGGCCGAGGCUCAAGCUGCAGCUAUCGCAGAAGAAGAAGAAGCCGAGCUGGCUUCGUUAACUAAGAAGAAGAUCCGGAAGGGAAAGCUAGGUCGCACAGAUACGCAAAGGUUCCAGGUCUUGACAGAUAAUGCUGCUAGACGUGCUGAGGAGGCGGCGGCCCGAGAAGCAGAAGACGCUGCCGCAGCUGAAGCCGAGUUAGAAGCGGAACCUGAACCUGAACCAGACAAUGAGCCCGAGCCAGAAGCUGACCAAGAGCCUGACGAUGGUGCCAUAAACGAAGUCGAUGAAGCCGAAGCAGCUGUGAUCGCUGAAGAGGAGGCAGAGCUUGCAGCAUUAACUAAGAAGAAGAUCCGGAAGGGAAAGCUAGGUCGCACAGAUACGCAAAGGUUCCAGGUCUUGACAGAUAAUGCUACUAGACGCGAAGAGGAGCGAUCUGCCAGAGAAGCUGCGGCGGUAGCAGAGGCUGAAGCAGCAGAAGCCGAUGCUGAAGCUGAAGCUGCCGAAGACGCCGAAGACGCCGACGCACAUGCGGACGAGGAAGAGGAAGAGGAGGAUGAUAUUGUUGAGGUAGAGGACGAUGAAAUGGCGGCCCGGGAAGCUGAAGAAGCUGCAAUCGCUGAGGCAGAAGAGGAAGAGUUGGAAUCCUUGAAAGCCAAGCGAGCAAGAAAAGGAAGACUUGGCAGGAAGGAUACAGAACGUUUCGCGGUCUUGGAAGAAAAUGCGAUCCGACGCGCCGAAGAACGUGCUGCCAAGGAAGCCUCUGCUGCAGCUGAACCGGAGGAACCUCCCGAAGGCGAUGAACCUGAUGAUGGGGAAGAUGCUGCAGAGGAAGAAGAGCAGGACGAGGAAGAUGCCGCCGCCGCCGCGGAGGAAGACGCAGCAGCUCGGGAGGCAGAGGAAGAAGCUGCAAGGGAAGCAGAGGAAGCAGCUAUUGCCGAAGCAGAAGAAGACGAGCUUGAGUCACUUAAAGCCAAGAAGGCCAGAAAAGGCAGGUUAGGCAGAAAGGACACAGAUCGAUUCCACAUGUUGGAAGAGAACGCAGCUCGUCGCGCUGAGGAACGUGCCGUUAAGGAAGCUGCCGCCGCCGCUGCUGUUGAUGAAGCAGAAGCAGAAGAAGCACCUGAAAAUGAGGAGGAAGAAGAGGAGGAGGAAGAAGAAGAAGAAGAAGAAGAAGAGGAAGAAGGAGAGGAGGAGGAGGAGGAGGAGGAAGAGGAGGAGGAAGAGGAGGAAGAGGAGGAGGAAGAGGAGGAAGACGAUAACGGUGCUGUUGAUGAGGAGGCGGCGGCAGCCCGGGAGGCUGAAGAGGCAGCAGCUCGAGAGGCCGAAGAAGCCGCAGCUCGAGAGGCCGAGGCUGCAGCUAUUGCUGAGGCUGAAGAAGCAGAGCUCGAUUCUCUUAAGUUCAAGAAGUCAAGAAAGGGCCGGCUCGGCAGAAAGGAUACAGACCGUCUGAGAUUCCUCGAGGAGAACGCAGCUAAGAGGGCUGAAGAACUUGCUGAGAAGGAGGCGGCUGCUGCUGCAGAAGCCAAGGCUGAGGAGGCACCUGAAGACAAGGAGGAGGAAGAGGAGGAGGAAGAGGAGGAGGAAGAGGAGGAGGAAGAGGAGGAGGAAGAGGAGGAGGAAGAAGAAGAAGAAGAAGAUGCGGCAGCUGAAGCUGAUCCCCCUGAGGAGGAACCCGCCGAAGUUGCAAAUAAGGACAUCGCUGAUGAGUCUGACGAAGAAGAGGCUGAGGCUGUUCCCGAGGAAGCGCCUGAAGAACCUGAACCUGAAGUGCCUGCAGACGACGAAAUUGUCGAAGUUGUUGACCUAUCACCGAAGAGAGAAAGAAGGAGCAGAAAGGGAAAGUCUCGACGCGAUGCUCCUCCACCUCCACCAGUCCCAGAUCCUCCACUGACACCUCCGCCUGAGCCGAAGCACUCUCGAAGACCAAAGCUUGGCCGCGAAGGGACGUCGUGGGGUAAAUGGGGCGCGACACCACGCGAAGAACGAGAUGAGUAUCCUCAGGAGAAGUCGGGCAGGCACAGAAGGCGAGAGGAGAAAACCUCAUCCAAAGGGUCGACAUCCGACAAAGUUGAGAAACCUUCCUCUAGGACGGCUGCUCUAUUUGGCAAAACGCCACUUGGACGUUCAGCUUCUACUCGCGAGAAGAGAGAUGGUCUUGGCAGCAAGCGCCGACAUUCUGAGGCUGCUCGCGGGAUUGUUUCGCCGCCCCCUGAAGAGAUGCUCAUGCAGGAGGACCCAAGCAGUCGCCGCAAAUCUCGUAAACCGCGCUCCCGCGAGGACGAAGAUGCCAUGAUGUCCGGUGCUGCACCUGUACCAGAUAGAUAUGAGCGCCGCCACUCUCACAAGACACGUUCACGUGAAGACGACGAUGUUGUUAUGGUUGACCCUGACCUCGCAAACGAUAGACGCGAGCGCCGCCGGUCUCACAAACCACGAUCUCGCGAAGAUGAAGACAUGGUCAUGCCGGAUGAUAUGGCUGUGCCUGGCCCACGCGAUCGUCGUCGACGAGACAGAAGGUCUCGAGACGAUGAACCCAUUAUGGUUGAACCUGAUGUUCCUGCUGACCAGCCUCUGCCGCGAGGCUCGAAGAAGGGCUUCGGUGGCAUUUUCAGUGGCCUGAGAACGCCCAAGAACGAACGUCCUGACCCUCUCCGACGCCGCAGUACUUAUGCCACAACUGACGAUGAAGCCCUGCGCACUGCGCGAAUGGACGGUGAUGCAGUAGUUGUUGAUGCCGACCGUGAAGCAAGACGAGCUGCACGCAAAGCCAAACGUGCGGAUCCUGAAGAAGAAGCGCGCAGAGCCAAGGAUGAGGCGCGUCGCGAGCGACGUCGACAGCGUGAGAAGGGGGCAGAUGCCCCAAGACAAGAUCAAGAUGCACGCAGAGCCGAACGUCGUGCUGCUCGACAGCGUGGUGAGGAGGAAAGACGAGCUCAAGAAGAGCAGCAAGCAGAGGAGGAAUUGCAGCGAGCACAAGAAGCCAAGGAGGCCCAGCGAGCAGAGCGUAGGCGCUUGCGUAGAGAACAAGAGGCGGCAGCUGCGGCGGAGCAAGAAGAACAAGAAGCCCGCCGAGCUGCUAAACGCGAUCGUCGACGACCUCGACAGGCCGAUGUAUCCGAGGACGAGCAUGAACGUCGCCGUCGUCGUGAAGCGAGACGGGCUGCUCGAGCUGCUGAAGAAGGAGCUGAGGGUCACCACCGAAGGCCACGGCAUGAAGAGCCACAACAGCCCGCUUGGCCCCAUCUCGGAACCUCAUCCUGGGUUAAGGAACACGUCGAUGCACCACCCCCACCAGAGAUCCCUCAAGCUGGUGAUGUCAACGGAGGACAAACUGAGGACGAUGAGAUGGCACGACGUGAAGCUCGACGAGCUCAACAUAGAUCCAAGUAUUCCGACGAAACGCCUGACGAGGCCGAGGAAAGGCGAAAGCGACGAGCAAGACGGGAGGAACGAGAGCGAGGUGGUCGUCACCGGGACAGACGAUCAGAAGGUAGUGAUGAGCGACACCAUGCCCGCCGGGCGUCGAACUUUGCGGAAAACGCAGCAGCUCCUCGCACGAGCUGGUGGAAGAAGAUCAAGGGAUGA